UUUUCCACCUACUAUACAUCUUAUCCAGUUCUCAAAGAAAUACUAUACAUCUUAUCCUCACGGCAUCACACAGUCCUCUAACUCUCUCAGCUCGAGCCUGAUCCCGUCCCUGCCGCUUCCCGUCCAUAGACGGCGUCGCCGCAUUCUUGUCUCCCCUCCACGGCGUCGGCCGGCCCCUCCUCUCCCAGCCAUCUCUCCUCCAUGUCGCGCGCCGAGCCCGUCCUCCCUUCCCUCGAUGGCUUCGUCCGCAUCCUCCUCCGACUGCCACGGUGGCUCGAUUGGUUCGAUCCACCGCCAUCCACGCCCGACAGGUUAUUCCGACGAUGGGGCGGCGGCGAAGCUUAGCGCGAUGACAGAGCCUUCCUCCAGCUCUACCAAGAAACCCUCGCUCUCCGUCCGUCUUCCUCCCUUUGCCAGCACCACCUAGCGUCGCCAUGGUCGGUGGCCGCGACCACCAACAAGAGGAAUCGCGAGGCGGCGGCGGCGGCACCAAGGGGAAGCCGCAGCCCGUCACUGCCAAGGAAAAGCGGGUCACAGCUAAGGAAGUGUCGGAGUCGAGGAAGCCCGACUACAACCUUAAGAAAGACAUCGAAGUACUAUGGGGAAAGAUGAUAGGUCGUCAUUUGAGCAAGGAGGAUAUAAUCAAGCUAGUUACCGAGGCCCUCCGUAAAAUGGAUUGGAAAUAUUUGGAAUUUCUGGAUCCCAUACAUGUGUGUAGUGGUUCUCACACUCAAGAGAGUGGCAAGGUUAGGACGCAUAUUAUCAGAAUCUUGAAGAAGCAGAUUAUGAAGCUUGAUGUCAGUGAUUAUGGAUGCCUUGUUCUAUUUGAAGAGCUGACAAAGCAGUUAAAGGAAAUCAUAUUGAUAAGCUUAAACAGGUCCAUCUUUGACCAAGUAUAGGACGGGCAGAUGUCGUGAAAGGAAUACUCAUGGUUUCUGAAGACUGACCAUGCUCCCUCGAGUACUACGCAGCAACAAACUCAGGUCAGUGUGCAUUAAGAUCUACAAUAGUAUGUGGUUGUAAUGCAGAAUUGAAUACUUUACCUUGAGUUGCUAUAAUUUGAUCCGGCGACUUCAUGUGCUAAGGACUUCCUUGUAGACUAUGUUCUUCAUGGUCGUUAAUAAGGGCUCAGAUCUUUUUCGCUUAUUUGAAUUAUUGAUUUGUUCCUUGCCCUUGCCCUUGCCCUUGCCCUUACCAUUGUCGUUGUCCUUGAUGGCGAGAAUCUUAAUGUUCCUCUUCGCAGUGGCUCUAGACAAUGCGACGUAGAGCUGACCGUGAGAGAAUAUCGGGUCUGGUAGGUACACCCCGACAAUCGGGAUGGUCUGCC
This is a messenger RNA of Triticum dicoccoides, 1327 nucleotides long. Its product is annotated as pumilio homolog 24-like. Gene Ontology annotation, molecular function: mRNA binding. Gene Ontology annotation, biological process: regulation of translation. Gene Ontology annotation, cellular component: nucleolus. The record is from RefSeq and is a predicted model, not a curated record. The transcript is spliced from 8 exons. Bases 435 to 899 code for a protein of 154 amino acids. Lineage: Eukaryota; Viridiplantae; Streptophyta; Magnoliopsida; Poales; Poaceae.